AUGCCAGCAGAAAGAGACUUGGAAGUGGAACAUGGAGAAAGACCAGACUCAGAGGAACCAGAACCAGAGACGUCCAAACCAGCAAGACGACACGACUGCUCCCACUGCGGGAAGAGUUUUACCAAGUUAGGGAACCUGAAAAGACAUGAGAGGACACACACAGGAGCAAAGCCUCAUCACUGCUCCCAGUGUGGGAAGAGUUUUACCCAGUUUGGGAACCUAAAAAUACAUGAGAGAAUACACACAGGAGAGAAGCCUUACCAAUGCUCUCAGUGCGGAAUGAGUUUUACCAAGUUAGGGUACCUGAAAUCACAUGAGAGAACACACACAGGAGAGAAGCCUUUCCACUGCUCACUGUGCGGAAAGAGUUUUACAGAGUUAGGCAACAUGAAAAGGCAUGAAAGGACACACACAGGCGAGAAGCCUCAUCACUGCUCUCACUGUGGAAAGACUUUUACUGAGUUAGGGAGCCUGAAAAUACAUAAGAGAAUACACACAGGAGAGAAGCCUUUCCAUUGCUCCCUUUGUGGAAAGAGUUUUACCGAGUUAAGCAACCUGAAAAAACAUGAGCGGACACACACAGGAGAUAAGCCUUUCCACUGCUCCCUGUGUGGAAAGAGUUUUACAGAGUUAGGGAGUCUAAAAAUGCAUAACAGAAUACACACAGGUGAGAAGCCUCACCAAUGCUCUCAGUGCGGAAAGAGUUUUACCAAGUUAGGGAACCUGAAAAUGCAUGAGAGAAUACACACAGGAGAGAAGCCUUACCAAUGCUCCCUGUGUGGAAAGAGAUUUACCUCAUUAAGGCAAUUGAAAGAGCAUGAAAGAAUCCACACCAUAGAGAAACGUUAGCAAUGCUCCUAGUGUGAGAUGAUUUAUUUACUCAGUUAGGGCACCUGAAAGACCAUGAGAUAAUACAUACAGUGAAGAUACCUUACCACCGUUCCAGUGUGGAAAGGAAUAUAUCACAUGAAAUUAUACUUAAAGUUUAUGAGACAACACAUACUUCUCCCACACUUGUUUCAUCUUUUUUUACUGCAAAACGUUGUGCUUUUGUUUAUGCCACAUAAAAUCAAGUUGUAUGAAAUGGACAAAAAAAGACAUCUAUAUUUUUUUUUUCAAAACUAACUGAAUAUGAAGUAGACUAUGUCAGCUUGAAUUUAUCUGAGUAAAGAACAUCACGCUGCUUGCUUAGCGAGUACUACCUUCCCCCAAUUAGCCACAUACCUGGCUCGAACUCAGGACCUCUGCAUUACAAACACACGUGACCGUCCUCGUUCAAUCGUCUCUACCCGUCGCGCCACUCAAAAGCUAGCAAUUUAACGGUACAAGCAAGGACACUUAUGACUGAGGAGUGAUUUUCACACAUCUCGAUGUGCUACAUUCACCCCUCAAACUUACAACAGCGACCCCCAGCGUUGAGCUGAGGGCAACUGUAGAUCCGAGUCACUAGUCACCACUGUAAAGGAGUUGACGUUGCUUCCUUAAGGUUGCUACAAGCCUCACGACUAAAGAUUCGGAUCUACAGGGUUUUUGUUCAAUUGUUGACACUUAAGGCAGUGAUACAUACUCUGUAAAUAAAUGAUCAUUUUCCAACUCUG
Coregonus clupeaformis (lake whitefish) is the source of this 1598-nucleotide messenger RNA. RefSeq names its product zinc finger protein 239-like. The record is from RefSeq and is a predicted model, not a curated record. NCBI's taxonomy places the organism in Eukaryota, Metazoa, Chordata, Actinopteri, Salmoniformes, Salmonidae. Bases 1 to 849 code for a protein of 282 amino acids. Gene Ontology annotation, cellular component: nucleus. The transcript is spliced from 2 exons.